Messenger RNA from Peronospora belbahrii, 936 nucleotides. NCBI's taxonomy places the organism in Eukaryota, Oomycota, Peronosporomycetes, Peronosporales, Peronosporaceae. The record is from the annotation of a GenBank genome assembly.
AUGGCCAAACCACUACUAGAUCCCGAGAAAUUCUAUCUUGUUCGAGGCUCUCAAAAUAUUAAAGCAGAUGAAAUGAAUUAUUAUAAUUUAAUGGACUAUUAUAAACUACAACCAGAGCUUCAAAAGAUGGCAGAAACAACUUUACCAAGUACUUAUCAUCAUUUACUUCGUGGAGUGGGCGAGACGCAAGAUUUGAUGAUGUCGAAGAAGAUUAAAGGAGAUCUCAUGGCACUUUUAGACGGUGUACCAUUUGAUCGUCCAAUUGAGUUAUUACCUGAGAAUGUAGUAAAGAGUGCACUACAAUUACCUACGGGGAAUAAGAGAGGUCCUAUCCUCCAUCCACUUCAUAGUCAAAAGAUACCGGGAUUAAUUCAUGCACCACCUCCAACUGGUACUGAACGAGCUGUUUAUGCAGAGAAACAAAAGAAUCGAUCCAAAGAUGAUAAAGACCGGAAGGAGAAGAAGGAGAAGAAACGAAAGAAACGAGACAAAGAAGACGCUUUGAUGCUACAAAAGCUGUUGGCUCCUCUUGUAGCUGAGUUACGAGCACUUACAUGGACAGGAUGGACUGUCAGUGGUAAACCGGGGAAUCCCUUUGUACAGAAAUUUACAAAAGAGAAUUGCAAGCGUCUUGGUGUACCCAAUUACUUUGACUAUGUGAAGAACCCGAUGGACUUGACAAGAAUGAAGGAAAAGGUAGAGCAUGCAGAAUACACCAAGAUUGACCAGUUGACGACUGACAUUAAGCUGAUGGCUGCAAAUGCUAAAACAUUCAACCGUGUGGGCGAACCGGUCCACCAAAUGGCUAUUGAGAUUGAACAGCUCUACGAGUCCAAGUUGGCUGGGUACAAGAAGAUGUUUGACGAGUUGCAACAGGAGCGCAAAAAGCGAAAGAAAGACAAGAAGAAACGCAAAGAGAAAAAGAAAGAAAAGUGA